UAGUGACGGUUCCGGAAGAGAGACAUACCACAUCAAAAAUGAAGCAAAUCCUUUUAUUAUCGGUGCUUGCUGUAGCGCAUGCGCAAUUCCCUAACGGUCGUAUCCUAGAGCCUCCAGUACCCCAACAGUGCGUACAAAGAGUCAUCCACGAAAGAUAUGCUGACAAUAAGGGGUACUUCUUCUCUUGGAGGGAUCCGGCUUUACGAGGCGUUGAAGAGGACUGGCUGAGCGCUAGGAACUACUGUCGCCAGCGGUGUAUGGACCUCGUCUCCUUGGAGACAAGUGACGAAAAUGAAUGGGUGAAAGCUCGCAUCGUUCAGGAUAAGAUUAAAUACAUUUGGACAUCUGGCCGUCUCUGCGACUUCAAGGGCUGCAAUCGACCCGAUCUUCUGCCUAAUGAAAUCAAUGGAUGGUUCUGGACAGCAGAGCUUCAAAAGCUGGCUCCCACCACGAACCGCCAGCAAAAUGACUGGUCUGAAGGCGGUGGCAUUGGCAAACCUCAACCAGAUAACCGGGAAUUAAUCCAGGGUGGCGCAGCGGAGCACUGUGUGGCGAUUUUGAACAACUUCUACAAUGAUGGCGUACACUGGCAUGACGUCGCCUGCCACCAUCGCAAGCCCUUCGUCUGCGAAGAAAACGACGCCCUCCUGAAAUACGUGCGAUACACCAACCCCAAUUUAAGAGUUUAAAAUCAUCAUCUUUACUAUUCAAAAAUGUAACCAAAUCAUUAUAAAAUGUAAGGAAUCCAAAAAAAAAUUUAAAAUAAUUGUUACUAAAGAAUGAAUCGAAUCGAAGUUUACAACCAAUUACAAACUCGAACAAAUUUAUUUUAAUUUAUCGAAAAUAAAAUGUAAUUAUCUUAGAUUUAAGGCUUAAGGUUUUAACCUCAAUGAAUAUUUAUUACAAUAUUUAAGAAUAUUAUAGUGGUCAGUACAAACCAACAAUUUCUUAUUUAAUAAAGACUGCUAUUAAUUUAAA
Melitaea cinxia (Glanville fritillary) is the source of this 978-nucleotide messenger RNA. RefSeq lists its product as uncharacterized. The transcript has 5 exons. The record is from RefSeq and is a predicted model, not a curated record. The coding region runs from base 39 to 689 and encodes 216 amino acids. Lineage: Eukaryota; Metazoa; Arthropoda; Insecta; Lepidoptera; Nymphalidae.